Messenger RNA from Besnoitia besnoiti, 612 nucleotides. RefSeq lists its product as uncharacterized. The coding region runs from base 1 to 612 and encodes 203 amino acids. NCBI's taxonomy places the organism in Eukaryota, Apicomplexa, Conoidasida, Eucoccidiorida, Sarcocystidae. The transcript is spliced from 3 exons. The record is from RefSeq and is a predicted model, not a curated record.
AUGAAGAAAACGCGUAAGAAGACACACCGCGCGGUGCGUCGGUGCCCCAAAAACAGCAGACGUCAAUACAGGGACCUGAAGAAGCAGAUGCACGAUGAAGUAAUGCGAUCCAAGUGGAACAACCAGGAGAGCCUUAAAAAGAAUAUCGCAAAGUUUACAUUGCAAGACUUCGAACACCGGCUUGCAAAGGAUGAAGAUCUUCUGCGACCUAGCGAGGCGAAGAAACUCAACGAGCAGCAACUCAUCAUCAUGAACAAGCUGUUCGCCAAAUUUGGGGACGACUGCGAGAAGAUGAGCAGAGACACGAAGACCAAUGUAUUCCAGUGGACAGCGGCUCAGUGCCGGCGUUUCCUGGGACUGUACACCAGCAAUCAUGUGUGCGCGUCCGCCAAGGAGCAUCUUUUGCCACAGAUGAAAAUGGCGCCCAGCGCGGCUCACGAAGCUGUUCUUCAGCAGCGGCGGGAGGUCGCGGAGAAGGAACGGCAAGAACUCGAGACAGAAAUUCGAGAAGAACUGAAACGGCGCAGCUGCGACAAGAGUAAAACCCGGAAGGUUCAGAAGCAAAGCAAGAAAGUAGGAGGUGCGGAGAAAGCAAUCGCACGCAACAGUUGA